AUGCGCAUGUGCCUGACGGCCGACAUUGGCGGCUACUACACCGGCGCAUUGGAAGAGGGCCGGGACCAGUUCGGCCUAAAGGGCGAUUUCGUGACUUCUCCCGAGAUUUCCCAGGUGUUUGGCGAGCUCUGCGGCAUCUGGUAUGUGGCCGAGUGGAUGGCCCAGGGCCGCCGGAGUCAGGGGGUCGAGCUGAUUGAGGUCGGCCCCGGUCGUGGCACUCUGAUGGACGAUAUGCUGCGGACUAUCCAGCGAUUCCCGGACAUGGCCAACAGUAUCGACGCCAUCUACAUGGUCGAGGCCAGCGCGGAGUUAAGGAUGGCGCAAAAGAACCUGCUCUGCGGCGAGGAUGCCCCCAUGAGCGAGUCCAAGGUCGGCUACCACAGCGUAUGCAAACACAGCGCUCUGCCCAUUGUUUGGACCGAGACUAUCAAGUCCAUCCCUGUUGCCCCCGAGAAAACACCAUUUAUCAUGGCCCACGAGUUCUUCGACGCCCUCCCAAUCCACGCCUUCGAGCUCGUCUCCGUCCCACCCACGCAAACCACCGCCCGCACCCCAACCGAUACCUCCUCCCCAUCCUCCAAAACCUCCCACCCCACCCUCCAAUGGCGCGAGCUCAUGGUCUCCCCCACCCCCCCAGGCUCAACCCACGCCUCCCUGCGCACCCCAACCUCCCAAUCCCACGACACCCCACCCCCCGACUUCCAACUCACCCUCGCCAAAGCCCCGACCCGGCACGCCCUCUACCUCCCCGAAUCCUCCCCGCGCUACCGCUCCCUCAAAACCACCGUCGGCCCCGGCGCCCUCCUGGAAAUCUGUCCCGACGCCGCCCUCUACGCAGCCGACUUCGCCUCCCGCAUCGGCGGCUCCCCGCAACACCCCAAACCCCAGCCCUCCGGCGCAGCCCUAAUCCUCGACUACGGUCCCGGGGACGGGACCAUCCCGACCAACUCGCUGCGGGGUAUCAGCCGCCACCGCCGUGUCAGUCCCUUCGCCGAGCCGGGGCUGACUGACUUGUCGGCCGACGUGGAUUUUGCUGCGUUGGCGGAGUCUGCUACGCGCGCGAGUGAGGGGGUGGAGGUGCAUGGGCCGGUGGCGCAGGCGGACUUUCUGGAGUUGAUGGGGAUUCGGGAACGGGUUGAGAUGCUUGCUCGUGCGAUGCGGGAUGCUUCUUCUGGCACGGUGGCAGGAACAACACAAGAAGACGUCACCAAAGCAGUGGAAGACGUGAAGAAGGCCUGGGGCCGUCUGGUCGAUCGCGGGCCGAACGGGAUGGGCAAGAUCUACAAGGCGCUGGCUAUCUUACCGGAGAACGGAGGACGCCGGCGGCCGGUUGGGUUUGGAGGGGAUGUUGUGGGGGCUUGA
Molecule: messenger RNA, 1362 nt
Organism: Dichotomopilus funicola
Lineage: Eukaryota; Fungi; Ascomycota; Sordariomycetes; Sordariales; Chaetomiaceae
Product: putative S-adenosyl-L-methionine-dependent methyltransferase-domain-containing protein
Exons: 3
Coding region: 1-1362 (453 amino acids)
Biological process (GO): mitochondrial respiratory chain complex I assembly
Cellular component (GO): mitochondrion
Molecular function (GO): protein-arginine omega-N symmetric methyltransferase activity
Source: RefSeq, a predicted model, not a curated record